GCGAGGUGUUGCGGGCAGCACAUCCUUCAGUGCUCAUGGGCAUACUCGGUGUCUCAGAAUUAUUACUAGUAAUUUGUAAACAAACAUAUAGUUCAAGUGUUUAAUUCUAUUUAUUCUUUAACAAAGAGUGAUUAUAUACUUUCUGGAUGUUUUCUUUGUGGAUUUUGUUAAUAACUUGUGAAUAAAAACGGUUAACGUAUAACCAAGUAAUAUUUAGUGUGUGUGUGUAUGAUUCACAUUAUGGAUUUCACCAUUUUGGAAUGGAUGUAUCCUCUAAGUUAAAGGAGCAGGACGCAAACCAUGUCGACACAGACGGACAGCCGUAUCAUGAUAUGCUGUGUCGAUGAUGACGCCUCCCACAGUAGCGCCGGGUAGCGUCGUUGUGAUGAGGCGUCACGGCACUUCUCAUGACGCCACCCCAAACUCCUUCUAUGUGCCCAGCCCUCUACAGCAGAAGAACUCGAUGAGUUCGCAUCACGAGAACAAUGGGGGAAACAGUAAAUGUAAGAAGAGUUGGGGAGACCGUCUCAGACUGGGUAAGAGCGAGAAGAGUCUGGAACAGCAGCCCCCUGACACCCCCACUUCUGACCUGCUUCAGGAGUACCGCAACAAGUACGGGUCCCUCUCCUCGGGCAGUGCCCUCUCUAGAUCAAUGAAGUACGCAGAAACUUGGCUUUACGGGUCCGUCGCAGUCCGCUCACCCUCCAACGGCCCCACUCCUCGCCCCAGUCUCUUCCUGUGUCAUCCCCCGCCUAAUGUAGCAGUCAUCCCUGGGGCACAAGGCGUCGUCAUGCCCCCUGGGACAAAUUAUGCGGUAGUGAUGUGCUCCUGUCCAGAGUUCCUGACGGGAACUGCCAGAAGCAAGAAGAGUUCCUCGGUAGUGUGCAGGAAGUGCGGUGGUUCCAGGAUGUUGUGGAAAGUCAGCAAUGGCGGAGGGACUGUUAGAGCAUCUGGAGGCACUCUUAUGAAAUCAGGGGGUACUGUAAGAGGACUUGGCGGCACCUUAAGGCUGGGGGGUGGGAGCAGUGGACAGAACCGCAUCAGACCUGCAUUAUUAAACCUCACACCAGUUCCUCAAUCAACACAGAAACCUCAGUCUGCUCCACAAAAAUUGAAAGCGAUCACGCCUGACCCUUAUGACCUCAUGAGAAGGAACCGUCUAGGAGGUGUGAACUCUAACGAGGACUCCUUGCAUUUCGGCCCACUGGAACCUUCACGGAUCAGAGCUAAAAGCACGUCUCCGUCCCGAAGGAAUUCCCGUCGGAGUCCAUCCCCCACGCUGACCAGGAGUGCAUUAGAGCAUGCGCGUUCUGAGAUCAGCACACUCAGCACUCAGAGAGGUCUGUCAUGGGAAAGUGAGCGUGCGAAUUGGAACGCUGUCGUAGAACCAUCAGACAGCGUCAAACGGAAGUCAAUACUGGAGUGUGAUGUGAACGCGUAUGAACUGAUAGCGAAAUAUUUAAAAAAUGGGAAUAAAUGUGAAGCAAACGGUGAUACAAACAGCGCGGUGGUCCCUGAGUGCGGCAGAUCAGAUCGUGUUUCAAGUGAUGAUGAUGUACUGGACGAUGAACUAAGCGAUGAUCUAAGUGACAAUGCUCUUGAAAAUUCUCCUGUCGGGAUAAGUGAUAUUACAGGACCACGUACCCGAAAACCCCCUGUACAAAACACAGUUUCUUUUAGUUCCAAGACUGAUGUUAAUAGCAGACACAAAGAUUCAAACAAUGCGAAACAACAGACAUCUGCUAGGAUAUCGCGUGUCGAAACACGGCAGAACAAAUCCAUUUCGACGCCAUCGAUGCCCAUAGGCGUGACUUUGGGAGGUCAGAGAAUUAGAAUAUUCAACGAAACUCGACCUUCAGCAUCAUCUGAAGAAGAUAACAUUAACAGUGAAGCAAGUACUGUCCAUAACAGCGAGAAUAACGAAUUCGAUACUGGGACCUCCCGACAGCAGGUCUCCAGGAAUUCCGCUAUAACAUCGUCACUUAUUCCUCGUCUUACUUCACCACGACGACCGCCAAGAAAAACGAAGAACUCGUCAGAGCGUUCAAGUGACUGCAGCCGAAACGUCGAUGUGUUGAUACAAGAAGCGGAAGAGGAGGAAGAAAACGAGAGUGCUGGUGUUGUCAACAACACGGAGACUACUGAAACCAGUCCAUUGCAGCUAAAGGAUGGAAGAUUCUCAACGGGAACGGAGGGGGGCUGCAUAAUUAAGUCGAUUCUAAAGAAGCCUUCUUGUUCUUUGCCUGGAGAGAUUUCAACUAGUCCGAGGACUUUCAGUGACACCGUUUCCAAACCGGACUACACAGUAUGUACUGCCGCUGUGAAUUCUGCACCGUCAGGCCAACAACACUCACCUUCACCUGUAGAUCCUAGCCCAGGUUCAACUGACUUUUACUUGCCUACGUUUCAAGAGUACAAGCAGACGCACAGAAAGAAGAAACAGGUGCAGUUUAAAGUUGUCAACGACGUCACUGUGUUGAAACCAACAGAAGAAGAUGGUAAAUUAGAUGGGCAUGUCACAACCACAGGUACCACGACCUCUGUCACGAAUCCUCUUACCACUGCUACAGUGAUCACAACUUAUGCCUCACAAGUUACAGAAGGCAAGGCCGACGUAAACGAAACAGACAACAGAUUAUUAUCAGUUAGAACAGAUGAAUGGACACGAAGUGAUAAACAAGAGACAGAAACUGAGAAACAAGAAAGGAGGAAUGAAGACACGUUUGUAAAACACGAAGAGAAUCAGUUGAAUUUCCAGAAAGAAGAAGCCGCAAUUUCUUCUGAUGUCAGAGAAAAGUAUAAGGCCCCAAUUUGUGAUCAGGAUGAGCUCAAAAGUCUCGUUACUGAUAAUGUGAAGCCCGGUGUCGCGGAGGAGAAGGAAGAUAUUUUUAGUGAUGAAAGUGUCAAUUUACAGUAUUUUGGUGUAGGUGAUGUUGAAGUGGUGACUAGUGCGCAUGUGUCAAGUGGUAAGACUGCAUCGCGAAGUGGUGCAGAAAGGGACAAGGAUGCUGCUCAUGAUCGCAGUUCACCUGAUGUUAGGCCUGCUGUUUUGGGUGCAAACAGUGGCAGCACUGAAACUACAUCUGUGGAGGACGUGCUGAAGGAGCAUUCCCUCCGGGGUGGCGCGACCACAGUGAGCCUCCGACGCUGCCAGAGCGAACGUCUGUUGCCCACAAACAGUGACGACCUCGAGCGACAGAAGCCACAGCUGCAAGCGGCUGGAGCUGCGGUUCUGUUUAAUGACACUAUGAGGCUUCGUCUGCAGACGGCACGUCCUGAUAUACGACAGGUGUUCAGCGACCCUGGAGUUCCAGCCACUUGCACAAGCAACGGGACUCUGAUAGAAACACCUAAACGGCCACAGCGUAUGCUAAGUCCUGGAAGACCACGUCCCAAAGAACCUCCGCCACCUCCUCCACCCCCAUCAUCAAACUUUCCUCAAGAAAACACAGAGCAAGCCCUUCCAGAACUUCCACCGAGGCAAAUCUUCCCUUUCACUAAGAAACAAAUAGAGCAAAUGAAUCAACAAGCUCGUAAGUUCUCAAUUAAAUCUAAUUCCAAACAGAAAAUUACAUCAUCUUCUGUUCCAAAAGUGAACAAAUCAUUGUUUGAUUCAGAAGCAUUAGAAUCAUCAAAUAUUCUGCCAGUUUCAUGGUCACCAUUGGCGACUUCAACCUCUCAGUCCAUUUGUGAGACUGCUGAUAAAGCUAUGAAGAAAAAGGAACAUCGACACAGCGACCCUGGCCCAGUUGUACCGAAACUUGUGGUACACAUUGAGAAUUCUUCAGAAGGGCAGCGUGAGGAACGACGAUUACAGUCAGAUAUAAUACUAGAAACCACAUCGUGCAAUUUGCAGGGGGAACCAAAGCAGGAUACAGUAAAUUCUCUAGUGAAAAUCACGUCAAAAAGAGUGGAUCAGACUGAUGAUAAAGUAUGUACAAUUGUCACUGUAUCAGCCCCAGGAUCUCCAAUGGCAGACGUGCAUCGCUUGCAGAUAAAAGGAGACUAUGCUGCCACAGAUGUGAGCCCAGGACCUCGAAGGCGGACUUCCAUUCUCAUCAACAGUGAAGACUCCUCCAGAGAUAUUAAACAUGUUGGAUUUAACAACAGUGGGAAUUCUUCUGUCACAUCCCUUAUGGUCCAAGAUGACAUCAGCACAUCUCCAGUUAAGAAAGAUAAUAGUAACAAAGUGACCAUUAGUGUUGGUGGUGUUUCAGGUGGUUUGCUGUCCGAAGUAAAGCACCAAAAUACUGGCAAUACAAAUUUAAGUUCCUCGUGUACAGUUAUUGGUACUUCUUGUUCAACAUUGAACUCAAACAUGUACAACAAUAAUAUUAGUUCCUCUACAUUGCUUUCAUCAGAUCAAGUUAAUGUCAUCCCUGUGACCCCUGAGAAACAUGUUGAAAGAACAUUGUUGGUAGUGGAUCACCAUGACAACAGUGAGAGAAGUAGUAAUACUGUAUUACAUUCCAGAAAUGGUGAUAUUCCUCUUUCAGUGAACAAUGACAAUGAUAACAGGGUUGUUAACAGUGCAAUAACAAUUAUUGAGAGUGUUGAAGAGAAUGUUCAGAAUUCAUCCUCAAAUGUUAUUUUGCUACCCAGAUUGAGAGGAAUAGACCCCUCUUCAACAUCUGCCGUUGUCAAUGAUGAAGAUAUUUUCUUGAAUCCAGUUGAAGCUGUUAAAAGAAAUCUCGUACCACACAUAUGUGGAAAGAAGGACUUGGCAACAGGAGAUGAAACUACUAAUAUGUCCUCAUCUCCAACAGAUAGACUCAACAAGUUAACAGAAUUACAAAACGAUGCAGUAGAUACUGAACAAGAGACGUUAAAAGAAGGAGAUUACUUCAUGGCCGAUGUAGUAUCAAAGUUAAUGGAUCUGAACACCAGUGAGCAAAACCCGGUACAUUCAAAUAUAUCAGCUAUAGUUUCAAAGAGCUCAGAAGACACAUUGCCAACAGUUAUAGAACAGGAAGAAGAAGGUGAUGAUGAUGUUUUCCAGGCAUGUUUAUUAACAGAGACAGAAGAACGCCGGAAAUGUGUUAAUAGUUUGGAUAAGGAACACUGUAAAAUGGCAGAUAAAAGUCUCUCUGGUGACUCUAGUGGUUUGAACACAGCUCCUAUUUCUGUUGAAGCAGAGAAUGAAGGAAUUGCAAAUAAAGAAGAAGAUACUGGUAUCACCUCUACUUCUCGGUUAUCUCUUUCUCUGAAAGAGUCUGAUCCGAAUGUAAUGGAGAAAGAUGAUCAACGAAGUGAAGUAGAGAUAGGAGACAAGAGAGGAUCCAGCAGUGAACCAAACAAUGAAACUGAUGAUGAAAAUAUUUAUGAGAGCAUCAAAGAUCCAAUAUAUGAGGAAAUUCCCGAUACACCUCCUCCAUUACCUUUAUCACCACCUCCAUCACUUGAUGAUCUUGAGGAACUCAAGAGAGGUUCAAGGUCCAUCUUUGAAGGUGCCUCCAAAUAUGAUAUUCUGAGCUACCUCGUAGGUGCAAAGGAACGUGGAAUAGUUCCAGAAGAAACUUAUUACAGUGGAAGCGCUAAUGGAGAUGAGGUUAUAGAGAUAAUUGGCGUGAAGCCAAUUCAGGAUGAGGAUGAAGGAAGGCAGUCUCAUCAGAGAAUGACAUCACUGGACCUUGGUGAUCUGAGCAGCAGGGUGAGCCAUUUGAGCAAUGCUAGUGACUCUAGUGAGGAUAGCUGUAACCUCAUAAUCUCCAGCAUUGGGGAAGAUGCAUCAUCUCCAAACAAGGUGCGGAAGAGUUCAGCUGAAAUUGAAAGAAAUGAUUCAGGAGUGGGUUCAGAAACAAGCAAAUCCAGCCGCAGUAGAUGGCAGCACUGUGGACCUGCUAGUAGCAUCCGGGAAGACCAGCAACAUCUCUGUGAAGAUUGUGACCAGCCAGUUGAGACACAGGUUACUGACAGUGGUGUGAUGUUUGCUCCUCUGGUGUGCCGCAAGUGUGGAAAGAAGCGAGCUGAAAGAAAGGAAAUAAUCAUAGAGAUUGUCGAAACAGAGGAGAAAUAUGGUCGGGACCUCCAUAUUAUCAUGGAUGAGUUCUAUAGACCAAUGCUUGUGGCAGGCCUGCUAACACCUGACCAGCUAAAUGCCAUCUUCCUGAACGUUGAGGAACUUCUUGAACACAAUGCUGCCUUGGCAGAGAAGCUCCGCGAUAAUAUGGAGAUUGCCCUGGAGCAGGGAGAUGAAGAUUUGUUGACAGUCAACAUUGGGAAACUGUUUCUGGAGGCGUCUCCCAUGCUUCAUGCCUUUGAGUCCUAUUGCAUACGACAGGGUGCAGCUUCUCUGCUGCUUGCAAACCUGGAGAAAGAAAAGGAGCUGCUACGAAUAUUCCUCAGGGUGUCACAGAUGGAAAAUGCUGUCCUCAGACGUAUGAAUCUCAACUCCUUCCUCAUGGUACCAGUACAGAGAGUGACCAAGUAUCCACUCCUGUUGGCACGGUUGCACAAAGUGACUCCAGCUCACCACGAGAGUCGGGAAAUUCUCCGUCAGUCACAGCAUAAGAUUGAGCUACAUCUGGAGCAUAUGAACUCGGAGGCAAAAGAUAUCAGUACAACCAGGCUCUGGCGACGGAUAUCCAUUAUGAAUGGCCGGAGGUCCAGUAGCGAAACCGACAUGUUAAACAUUAAGCUCAGGAAGAUGGCUCUGGACAUUUUGGAGUGGAACCAUGAUGAAGUAAGGUUUGCUAUGGAAGGCAAGCUGUUGUACACAAACCCAGCAGACAGUAAUUGGAAGAAAGGACGUACCAUCAAGCUUAAUCCAAUCAACGCCUUGUUAGUGACAAAUGGAAAGCCAACAGAAGACUACCGGCCUGACCCCACAGAUGAUGUCCUCAUGUUCCCCAGGAGAACUGGUGUGCGGGAGGCAACUCUACUGCUACUGAAGGAGAAGUGUGGACGCUACACACAGCUCAGGGAACCUCUGUACCUUGACAAGUGUAUAGUUUGCUCCGAAGUGGACUGGGAAGAUUAUUUUGAAGUCCAGGAGCUGAUUUCUAAGGACACAUUCAUUUUUAAGGCUGAGGAUGGGGAAAGAACCAAGCUGUGGUACCGGCAGCUGCAGUACCAUGCGCAAGGGAUGGGCGCAUGGAGGAGACGGCGCAAUGCCCUUGCAAACAUCAUGAUUAAUGGGAUGCAAACCCGGAACUGAUGUCGCCACAGCCUGUGAUAGUGCGAGUGUGAAUGUCUCAUUUAUUUAAUAUAUAUAUUAGCAUUAUGACAAGUAUUUUGCAAUACAGUAAUGUACAGAUUGUUGUAAAAUAUAUAAAUAUUAUACUGUC
This is a messenger RNA of Cryptotermes secundus, 7286 nucleotides long. RefSeq lists its product as uncharacterized. The record is from RefSeq and is a predicted model, not a curated record. The transcript has 13 exons. Gene Ontology annotation, molecular function: guanyl-nucleotide exchange factor activity. NCBI's taxonomy places the organism in Eukaryota, Metazoa, Arthropoda, Insecta, Blattodea, Kalotermitidae. Bases 344 to 7156 code for a protein of 2270 amino acids. Gene Ontology annotation, biological process: positive regulation of Rho protein signal transduction.